AUGACAGACGCAUAUGCCUUCUCAUACCCAUCUCCAUUGGAGGGGUACGAAAAUCUCGAGCCACUGUCUGACGAGCGAACCGAAGAUGGUAAAUCAUUCAAGAACCCCCAACAUGGCAUAUUAAGCAAAGCCUACUCGGAAUUCCCCGACCCUCUUUCCAAAGGCCGAGAGGGAGGCUUCGACGUCCACAUCUAUCAUUUCCAAAACAACCCCGACCAAGCCGCAUACGCCAAAGCGCUCCACGAACGAAUCAGGCGCGAAUUUCCCGAGCUUCGAAUUUAUACUUUCUUCGACCGGCCUAUUGGCCCCCACCCAGUGGCAAUGUUCGAAGUGAGUUUAUUCACACCCGCGCAGUUUGGAGCCUUCAUUCCUUGGUUGGUUAUCAAUCGGGGACCGCUUAGUGCUCUCGUUCAUCCCAAUACAGUGGCAUCAGAGGAUGAGAGUGAGCGCAACCACACCCAACGCGCAACUUGGCUUGGUGAACGGAUUCCAUUGGAUUUGAGGCUUUUUAAGCUGAUGAAGGCGGCGCAGAAGAAGAAUGAUGAAGAGGCUGAGAAGGCGAAGCAGGAGAACUUGUAG
This is a messenger RNA of Penicillium robsamsonii, 579 nucleotides long. RefSeq names its product DOPA 4,5-dioxygenase family protein. The record is from RefSeq and is a predicted model, not a curated record. The transcript has 4 exons. NCBI's taxonomy places the organism in Eukaryota, Fungi, Ascomycota, Eurotiomycetes, Eurotiales, Aspergillaceae. Bases 1 to 579 code for a protein of 192 amino acids.